AUGGCGUCCAAACGCGCCGCCAUCCCGGCCAAACACCUCUUCACUAACUUCCAAGCGACCCAACAUCCCGCCGCACGUCUCACACGAUCAAUGGCAACCGAAGCGCCCCUCUCCACAACCUCCACCCACGCCGCUCCACCCUCAAUAACAUCAACAUCAACAUCCUCCUCGUCAAAGCCAACACUAGUUGCCGGCAAAAUCCCCAAUCCCUUCCUCUCAAAAGUACCCUGCACCCUCUACACUUUCCCCUCCCUCACACCCACCUCUCUCACAAGCUACCCAAGCCAACACCUCCUCCUACCCCUCCGCCGCGACAUCCUCCACCGCGCCGUGAUUUUCGAAGGCGACGCCACGCGCCAAGGAACCGCAUCCACCAAACACCGUUCCGAAGUGCACGGUUCCGGCCGCAAAAUCCGACCACAAAAGGGCUCGGGAAGCGCACGAUUGGGGGAUAAAAAAUCUCCCAUGUUACGCGGGGGUGGAGUGGCUUUUGGACCCAAACCGAGGGAUUUCAGUACGGCGUUUAAUAAGAAGGAUUAUUGCUUGGCGGUUAGGACGGCGUUGAGUGCGAGGUAUCGGAGAGGGGAGAUGAUGGUUGUGGAGGGGGAAAUGCGGAUUGAGGGGGUUGGGGAGUGGGGGAUGGAGAGGUAUGUUAGGGAGAUGGUGGAUUGGAAUGGAUUGCAGGGGAGUUUGUUUGUGAAGAGGUUUGUCGGGGAGGAGGAUGGAUUUAUUGGGGCGUUGCAGAGUUCCAAGGCGGGCAAGGGGUUGUCGGUGGACGAGGUGGAUGUCAAGGAUUUGUUGAGUGGGAAGAGGGUGGUGAUUGAGAGGAGGGCGUUGGAGAUGUUGUUUGGGAGUUUCCAGGCGGAUCUGGUCGAGAGUAUGAGGUGGAAGAGCUCUUUCGGGGGAGAUUUGUUGGAGUGGAGUGCAUGA
Ramularia collo-cygni is the source of this 930-nucleotide messenger RNA. Its product is annotated as related to ribosomal protein YML6, mitochondrial. The transcript has a single exon. The record is from RefSeq and is a predicted model, not a curated record. Gene Ontology annotation, molecular function: structural constituent of ribosome. Gene Ontology annotation, biological process: translation. Gene Ontology annotation, cellular component: ribosome. The coding region runs from base 1 to 930 and encodes 309 amino acids. NCBI's taxonomy places the organism in Eukaryota, Fungi, Ascomycota, Dothideomycetes, Mycosphaerellales, Mycosphaerellaceae.